GAUUUUUCCCCCCCUCUUUCCUCGCCAGCCCGCCCGCCAAGACGUGUCUCCCGCGCCGCGCCCCUUUCCGGUGAGCGGCCGCCCUCGGGCUUUCCCUCCCCUGCUCGGGUGUUCGGCCGCCAUUAAUUCGCACGCUGCCAAAAACCACGGAGCCUCCAUCCCUCGGCUCCUCCCCUUCUCUCCCCCGUCCACCGCCAAACAGCACGGGUCAAGGGCCGCGACCAGUUCAAGUCAAGGCGGCGAUUCGGACUCGACUCCUCCAGUCCUCCACGCGGUGCCUGCUGCCUGCCGCCACCGGUGAUGCUCCUCGCCGCGUUAUUUGGUCGCUGAGACUCACCGAGCAGAGGGGAACAGCCAGCCAUGGACCACGCCCGGCGGGAGGUGGACCGGGGGGCCGCGCCGGAGUUCGUGGCGCUCGACAUCCGCGGCGAGGAGGAGUCGCCUGGGUCCGGGCCGGACCUGAUGAUGGAGUCCUCAUUCGCCGCUAAGGGGUUCGAGCGGGAGCGGAGCGCAGACGCCAAUUCUUCUUCGACCGGUAUGGCGGGUGUGUAUGAGAAGCAGGCAGUGCCGGUGCAGGUCGACGGCAGCCCGAGGGAGCUGUACCACCCCUCAACACCAAAACGCCGCCGUGCAAACCGGCGUGUUUCUGGGUGGCGUGAUCCCAGGAAGAUCCUCUUCGCUUUUGCAGCAUUGUCCAGCGUGGGCACGUUGAUACUGCUCUACUUUACGCUCUCCAUGGGGAAGAUGACAGGAGGUCAAGCUGACGGCCAGUGAUACACUGAUACCCUUGCUUUUGCCUGCUUGCCAUCGCAUUACUAAUGUUUGUACAGAAGAAAUUGGUGAAUGCUAAUGUAGAAGCCAUACAUCAAUGUGGAUACCAUCAUGAUUUCAGACGUUUGUACAUAGGGACAGGAAAGCUUUACAGAUAAAGUGAAUAUCCUCUCUUUUUUUCCUCUUGAGCGGUGAACAGCCCUUACACCAAUAAAUGUGUCGAUUUGAGAUGCUUAGUUACCAGUUACUACCAGCUGAAUGCCUGAAUCAGUGUCUGUUUGCUCUCGGUAUAGUGAAGUGUGGGAGUGGUGAA
Panicum hallii is the source of this 1084-nucleotide messenger RNA. RefSeq lists its product as uncharacterized. The coding region runs from base 361 to 774 and encodes 137 amino acids. The transcript has 4 exons. NCBI's taxonomy places the organism in Eukaryota, Viridiplantae, Streptophyta, Magnoliopsida, Poales, Poaceae. The record is from RefSeq and is a predicted model, not a curated record.